AUGGCAUUACCAGAGGUUCCCCCUGUUCCUGGCAGGCAGUGCGCACACGGCCGCCUUUCGCGCUCGUCGCGGGCCGGGCUGCAGUUCCCCGUGGGCCGCGUGCACCGGCUGCUGCGCAAGGGCAACUACGCGGAGCGGGUGGGCGCCGGCGCCCCGGUGUACCUGGCGGCCGUGCUGGAGUACCUGACGGCCGAGAUCCUGGAGCUGGCGGGCAACGCGGCCCGCGACAACAAGAAGACGCGCAUCAUCCCCCGCCACCUGCAGCUGGCCAUCCGCAACGACGAGGAGCUCAACAAGCUGCUGGGCAAGGUGACGAUCGCGCAGGGCGGGGUGCUGCCCAACAUCCAGGCCGUGCUGCUGCCCAAGAAGACCGACAGCCACAAGGCCAAGAGCAAGUAA
This is a messenger RNA of Charadrius vociferus (killdeer), 399 nucleotides long. RefSeq names its product histone H2A-like. The transcript is spliced from 2 exons. The coding region runs from base 1 to 399 and encodes 132 amino acids. Gene Ontology annotation, cellular component: nucleosome. The record is from RefSeq and is a predicted model, not a curated record. Lineage: Eukaryota; Metazoa; Chordata; Aves; Charadriiformes; Charadriidae. Gene Ontology annotation, molecular function: structural constituent of chromatin; DNA binding; protein heterodimerization activity.